Vespula vulgaris is the source of this 1592-nucleotide messenger RNA. RefSeq names its product 26S proteasome non-ATPase regulatory subunit 4 (gene Rpn10). The record is from RefSeq and is a predicted model, not a curated record. Gene Ontology annotation, molecular function: polyubiquitin modification-dependent protein binding. The transcript is spliced from 6 exons. Gene Ontology annotation, biological process: proteasome-mediated ubiquitin-dependent protein catabolic process. NCBI's taxonomy places the organism in Eukaryota, Metazoa, Arthropoda, Insecta, Hymenoptera, Vespidae. Gene Ontology annotation, cellular component: proteasome regulatory particle, base subcomplex; cytosol; nucleus. Bases 141 to 1331 code for a protein of 396 amino acids.
AAAUGUGGACCAAAUUCGAUUGAAGCAAGAUACAUCUCUAGGUUCUUUAGUUGAUCGAUGGAAAGUUAAAAUGUGAACAAGGUGGUGAGAUUGUGAAAACAGUGAAUAGUUAACGGCAAGGAUUGGUGUGUCUUUACAAGAUGGUGCUGGAAAGUACAAUGAUAUGUGUUGAUAAUAGCGAUUAUAUGAGAAAUGGAGAUUUUUUGCCAACUCGUCUACAAGCUCAACAAGAUGCAGUCAAUUUAGUAUGUCAUUCAAAAACUCGCUCGAAUCCAGAGAAUAAUGUCGGUCUUAUAACACUUGCUAAUGUUGAAGUUUUAGCAACCCUUACAAGCGAUGUUGGUAGAAUACUUUCAAAGCUUCAUCAAGUUCAACCAAAUGGAAAUUUAUGUUUAAUCACGGGAAUUAGAAUUGCACAUUUAGCAUUAAAGCAUCGACAGGGUAAGAAUCACAAAAUGAGAAUUGUAGCAUUUGUUGGAAGCCCGGUACAAAUAGACGAAAAAGAAUUGGUGAAAUUAGCAAAACGACUCAAGAAAGAAAAGGUCAAUGUAGAUAUAAUAAGUUUUGGCGAAGAAAGCAUUAAUAAUGAUGUAUUAACGGCAUUUAUCAAUGCACUGAAUGGUAAAGAUGGAACUGGUAGCCACCUCGUCACUGUUCCACCUGGUCCCCAUUUGUCGGAUGCUUUGAUCUCUUCUCCUAUAAUUCAAGGGGAAGAUGGUAUGGGUGGGGCAGGAAUGAGUGGAGCGGCGUUUGAAUUUGGUGUUGAUCCUAACGAAGAUCCUGAGCUCGCAUUGGCUUUACGUGUUUCAAUGGAGGAACAACGUCAACGACAAGAAGACGAAGCACGUCGAGCGCAAGUAAACGAAGAUGUUCAAAACAAACAACCGGAAACUAUUAAGGAAGUAACUAACGAGGAAGCGAUGUUAAAACGAGCAUUGGCGAUGUCUCUUGAAGGAGCUGAAGAAACAACAUCGUCUACUACUGAGAAUACUGCUCCUACUAGCGCGAAUAUACCUGACUUUGCUAAUAUGUCGGAAGAAGAACAAAUCGCUUUUGCAAUGCAGAUGUCAAUGCAAGAUCAACAAGACCUUGAAACACAGAAAGAAGAAGCAAUGGAAGUAGAAGAAGAUUAUAGUGCUGUUAUGUCCGAUGCUGCAUUUUUACAAUCGGUUUUAGAAAAUUUACCUGGCGUUGAUCCACAGUCCGAAACUGUUCUACAAGCUGUUGGUUCCUUACAACAAAAUAAGGACAAGGAUAAGGACAAAGAUAAAGAUAAAGAUAAAGAUAAAGAUAAAGAUAAAACUAAAGAAAAAGAUAAAGACAAGAAGUAAGAGAACUUUUUAGGAGUAUUUGUACUAGAUAUUAUUUCUACUUUCCAUCUGGGUGUUACAAUUGUAUGCUUCUUCACAUUUAUGCAAAUUACUUUUAUCAUAAAUGCGUGUAUAUAACCAUGAAAACGAAUACUAACGUAUCGAUUGUAUAACUAAAAUGAUAUGAUUAUAAUAAGACAAAAAACAAAAAAAAAUAAUGGUACAUACGUAUGUAUUUAAUGUUACUUAAAGUAAAUCUCAUGAGUUAUCAACGCAACAUAA